Molecule: messenger RNA, 1449 nt
Organism: Aspergillus niger
Lineage: Eukaryota; Fungi; Ascomycota; Eurotiomycetes; Eurotiales; Aspergillaceae
Exons: 6
Coding region: 1-1449 (482 amino acids)
Biological process (GO): poly(A)+ mRNA export from nucleus
Cellular component (GO): nucleus; cytoplasmic stress granule
Molecular function (GO): RNA helicase activity; ATP binding; RNA binding
Source: RefSeq, a predicted model, not a curated record
AUGGCUUCUGAACAACCUGAGGCCGGUUCUCUUGCGGACCGCAUCACCAAGCCGGAGGAACCUGCCCCUGCUGAAGCUCCCGAACAGACCGAAGACAUCCCUCAGACCGAUGGUGCUGCCGCCCAGCAGGGUGGCUCCGAUCUCCAUGAGCCUGACUACACCGUUGAAGUCAAGCUCAGCGAUCUCCAGGCCGACCCGAAUAACCCCCUUUUCUCCGUAAAGAACUUUGAAGAUCUCGGCCUGGACCCCCGUAUCCUCCAGGGAUUGUCGGCAAUGAACUUCCGGAAACCCUCCAAGAUCCAAGAGAGAGCCCUCCCGCUGCUACUUGGCAACCCCGCCAAGAAUCUGGUCGGUCAGUCUCAGUCCGGUACUGGAAAGACUGCGGCCUUCGUCCUGAACAUCCUCAGUCGAUUGGACCUCUCGUCGGAGCAGUUGCAAAAGACCCCCCAGGCGUUGAUCCUGGCCCCCACACGAGAGCUGGCUCGUCAGAUUGUUGGUGUCAUUCAAGUUAUGGGCCAGUUCCUUGAUGGGCUCGUUAUUGGUACCGCUGUGCCGGCAGAUACCGGCGCACGCCCGGCCAAGAUGGAGUGCUCCGUCGUUGUGGGUACUCCUGGUACUGUUAUGGACAUGAUUAAGAGGCGCAUCAUGAUUGCGAACAAGCUCCGCGUGCUUGUUCUCGACGAAGCCGACAACAUGCUGGACCAGCAAGGUCUGGGUGACCAGUGUAUCCGUGUGAAGGCUUUGUUGCCUAGGGAUAUCCAGGUCGUCCUCUUUUCCGCUACCUUCCCUGCUCACGUCCACGAAUAUGCGUCCAAGUUCGCUCCUCAGGCCAACGAGAUUACCCUCCAGCACGAGGAGUUGACCGUCGAGGGUAUCAAGCAGCUGUACCUGGACUGCUCGAAUGACGAGGACAAGUACCAGACCCUUGUCAAUCUCUACGGUCUGCUCACCGUCGGCUCGUCCAUCAUCUUCGUUAAGACCCGUGCUUCGGCCCAGGAGAUCGAAAAGCGCAUGGUUGCCGAGGGUCACACCGUGGCAUCUCUUACCGGUGGCAUUGAGGGUUCGCAGCGUGAUGCAGUCAUUGACCAAUUCCGUGCCGGACACGCGAAGGUCUUGAUUACGACCAACGUGCUUGCCCGAGGUAUUGAUGUCUCGACUGUGUCCAUGGUUAUCAACUACGAUAUCCCUGAGAUCCACCAACCCGGCGCCCGUCAACGACAGGCCGACUUCCAGACCUACCUGCACCGUAUUGGCCGUACGGGACGUUUCGGCCGCGUGGGUGUAUCCAUCUCCUUUGUGUCCAACCGGGAAGAGUGGGAGAUGCUCAACCAGAUUCAGAGAUACUUCAACACCAACAUCCAGCGGAUUGACACCAAGGACUGGGACGAGGUGGAGGAGAUUAUCAAGAAGACGAUCAAGAGCUCGCGUGCUCAGCUCGGCUUCCGGUAG